This is a messenger RNA of Numida meleagris (helmeted guineafowl), 1442 nucleotides long. RefSeq lists its product as uncharacterized. Lineage: Eukaryota; Metazoa; Chordata; Aves; Galliformes; Numididae. Bases 116 to 1267 code for a protein of 383 amino acids. The transcript has 5 exons. The record is from RefSeq and is a predicted model, not a curated record.
CGCAUGAUCCAUCCCUUAUGGGACAUCCAGGCCAUGCAGGGACACCACAAUCCUAAAAGGGGCACCACCACCCUCCUGGGGACACCGUGGCCCUGAGAGGGAAAUAGUGACUCUGAUGGGGACGCGGUGUCCACGUGGCCAGGAGGCGUUGCUGCCACGGCCCCGCGCUUUGAGCAGCGCCCCGUCCCGCCGCGCUCUGCAGAAGGGCUGCGCCGCACCGAUGGCACCCGGGGGUUCCUCCUGCACAACGGUGCUGGCGACCACGGGGCUCCUGCUGCCGCUGUGCCUGGUCCCCGCAGCGCUGCUGGAGCUGUGGCAGCCGGAGCCUGUCCUCUUCGUGGAACCCGGGGACGCAGUGCGCAUCAGAUGCAUGGCAGAUGCUAAAAUGGAUGGUAGAGGCAAGGUGCUGUGGUACCGGCGCAGCCCUGGAGAGCCGCCCCGACUGCUUCUGACCUGCAUAGAUGGAAGGCGGGAUGGAUUCUCCUGUGAGUAUCGGACGUACCACGCUGUGCUGCACAUCGACGCCGCCCGCCCUGAGGACACCGCUCUGUACCUCUGUGCAAGCUCCAUCACCCCCAAGCUGCAGUUUGCCAACGGCACCGUGCUGCUGGUGGGAGACAGCUGGAGGACCCACAGCUGGGUGCAGGUUCUGGCCACACACGGGUCCCCCCACUCCCCUCUCAGCACCAUCUGUGCUGUGGGUGCUGCGGGUGGCCCCGUCGUCAUCUCCUGGACAGGGGGGGAACGACCCCCAGAGAUGCUAGGGCUGGGGAAUAGCACAGAGCUGCUGCUCAGCCCUGGGAAGCCUGGGGGGCUCUGCAAGGUUCGCUUCAAUGCUUCCGGCCCCCACGUCCAGAGGAGCACGGAGCUGCAUGAGGCUGCGGGUGGAUGCCCGCUGCCCAUCUCCAUGGGAAUGGCCGCAGCUGGGACACUGCUGCUGCUGCUCAGCCUCUGGAUCGGUGCCCGCUGCCUCAUCCCUGCACAGGCAGGUAAGGAGUGGGACAGGGACAGGGGGUGUCCUCCUGCCCCUGCUGUCCUCCACUGUCCUUUGCACCCUUCUGGGGCUGCUCCAUCCCACAGUGCCAUCCUCAGUUCCCCCCAUCCUCAGUUCCCCUCCGUCCCCCACUUCCCCAUCACCCCAACCCCGUGCUGGGGCCGUGUUUCUGUCCCAUCCUCAGGCCACCAGCCGACGGUCCCAGAGCACCCAGAGCCGCAGGAAGAGCUGCUGUACGCGCACCUCACCCUCGCGGGGCCCACGCCGCCAUGACACCACCAGGCCCCACAGACAACACCACCGCGGUGCUGAGGCUUCCCCGACCGCUUUGCCCAGAGUUAAAGAAAUAAAAGGGCUUUAAGCUUCAAAACCAGCCUGGGCCACAGCGCGCUGCUCUCGUUCUGUCCCCACACCUCCCGCGAAAUGUCCCCACCCCACCGUCCCCAUG